This is a messenger RNA of Peniophora sp. CBMAI 1063, 1635 nucleotides long. The record is from the annotation of a GenBank genome assembly. NCBI's taxonomy places the organism in Eukaryota, Fungi, Basidiomycota, Agaricomycetes, Russulales, Peniophoraceae.
AUGGCAACGCCGCUCCGGUUCAUCUUUGUGUUAGCGCUCUGUCUGCUCAACGCGGUUGCCUGGGCGCUACCCCAAAACCUCGCCCGAGCUUCGCUUCCUGACCUCUAUGAGGCUUCAAUCGCAGAACUACAGGAGGGUCUGGAGAAGAGGCAGUUCACGAGUGUCGAUCUCGUCAAGGCAUACUUCGCCCGUAUUGAUGAGGUGAACCUACAGGGACCCACUCUGCGCGCUGUCAUCGAGAUGAACCCCUCCGCCCUUGCUCAGGCGGAAGCGCUCGACAAAGAGCGCUCCACGUCUGGUCCACGAGGCCCUCUACACGGGAUCCCCAUUAUCUUGAAGGACAACAUCGCUACUCGGGCGUCUGAUGGCAUGAACACAACAGCUGGCUCUUUCGCCCUCCUCGGUUCGAUUGUACCGCGCGACGCAACGGUUGCGGCCAAGUUGCGCGCUGCUGGUGCAAUCCUUCUGGGAAAGGCCAACCUGUCCGAAUGGGCACACUUCCGAGGCAACCUCGCGUCUGGAUGGUCUGGUCGCGGCGGACAGGCGACCUGCGCGUACUUCCCUGGCGCGGAUCCCAGCGGCUCGAGCUCCGGCAGCGGUAUCUCGUCUUCCAUUGGCCUUGCGGCUGCUGCCCUCGGUAGCGAAACGGAUGGUUCCAUUGUCAGUCCCAGCAGCAGGAACAACCUUGUGGGCAUCAAGCCAACCGUCGGCCUGACCUCACGGGCAGGAGUUGUCCCAAUCUCGGUACACCAGGACACCGUCGGUCCCAUGGCGCGCUCAGUAGCCGAUGCGGCUGCCAUCCUCACUGUCAUCGCCGGUCGCGAUCCCCUCGACAACUUCACACUCGCACAGCCCGCGCAUGUACCGGACUUCACAAAAGCGCUCGUCCCGAACGGUCUCCGGGGCGUGCGACUGGGCGUCCCGCGCCUAUUUGGCAGCAACGAUCAAAACAUCAUGGCUGCAUUUAACGCGUCCAUCCGCAUCAUCCGCGCACUCGGCGCCACGGUCAUUGAUCCUGCUGAAUUCCCUGACGCCGAGGAGCUCCUGGCGAGUAAUAACGAGACGAUCGUGCUGGACACCGACUUCAAGGUCGACGUCAAGAACUAUAUUGAUGGUCUACUUGAAGUGCCUACGAACGUUACCGAUCUCGCGGACCUCAUCGCCUUCAACAUCGCACAUGCCAGCGAGGAGCUUGUACCACCCUUCUUCACGGAUCAGUCCGAGUUCAUCGAAUCGGAAAACACCACCGUUGAUGCCGCGUUCUUUGCUGCUCUUGCCGCUGACGCCGAUCUCGGGCGUACGCGAGGCAUAGACGGGACGCUCAAGAAGUUCAACCUCGACGCCAUCUUGCUCCCCACAGAUGGCUUCACCUCGGGCCCCGCUGCCAUCGCUGGUUAUCCUAUCGUCACCGUUCCCCUCGGGUUCCAGCCUGACAAUGUUACUGCAUCCGCAGCUAACCCGGUCAUUGAGCGUGCACCAGGGCUUCCGUUUGGACUCGCGUUCAUGGGAACUGCGUUUAGCGAGUUCGAGCUCAUUACCUACGCCUUCGCGUACGAGCAGGCUACUCACACACGCCUCGAUCGCCUCGCUUUCCCUGCGGCUAUUCCAAAGACGCAACUCGCGGAUGUCAUGUAA